Molecule: messenger RNA, 2190 nt
Organism: Mixia osmundae IAM 14324
Lineage: Eukaryota; Fungi; Basidiomycota; Mixiomycetes; Mixiales; Mixiaceae
Exons: 4
Coding region: 1-2190 (729 amino acids)
Biological process (GO): regulation of transcription by RNA polymerase II
Cellular component (GO): nucleus
Molecular function (GO): DNA-binding transcription factor activity, RNA polymerase II-specific; RNA polymerase II cis-regulatory region sequence-specific DNA binding
Source: RefSeq, a predicted model, not a curated record
AUGUCGAUCUGGUAUACGUCGAGGAACCAUGACGUAUAUAACUCAGUAGCUCCUAAUCUUCAAGUACAACAGCCCACACCUGACCCAGCUGCUAGUCUGGAUGGCAAACAUCUGCUGCAACACAACAAAUUAGUAUGCAGCGAUCUUCAGCAAUCAGACGCUCGCUCAGUCUCCUCCUUGGAAGAAGAGGAUCCUGUUAUCAUGUCAAGUCGACCACUGUCAGUUGGGCCAAGGAAGCCUAGGCAGAUGUCAGGUCACCAGCAGGCUGCAAUGGCACGGUAUAACGACGACGCGUACGAGGCACACUCGUGCAUGAGCUUUGGAGAUUCUGUGCACGCCCCGGCGGGCAGUGUGCUUGCUCAGGGGCUUGCUCGACAUCAUCAGCCGCGGGACCAAGAAUGUCGGGAUGUGACGUGCUCUCCUUCCACCGAUAGUGGUGAGGCAAGUGGUGGCAGUGAUGAGGAAUAUGUUCAACCCUCUCGAAUAGCACGCCGUAAUCCGUCAGCCGCCUCGAUCAGCGCCUUGCCGUCGGCACUGGCAAAGGCAAAGAUCCGAGUCGUCAAAGCUCCGCGCAAAGAGUCUACGGCUACUCGACAGCUCACAUCAACAGGCAAGCUGUCACAUGCCCGCAAAGUCCCCGAAGGUCACAUCAAGCGUCCUCGCAACGCAUUCAUUCUCUUUCGCACGCACGCAUGCGAGAUCGAUCUGGUUUCCACCGACACAGGCGUCAAAGACCACCGACAGAUGUCCAAGCUCAUCGGCGAGCUCUGGCGGACUUUACCUGCGAAUGAGAAGCAGAUUUGGACAGAUAAAGCCAAGGCUGAGCAAGAGGCUCACAAGUUAGCUCAUCCCGACUACCGAUACAGACCCGCUGGGCGAGACACGAAGCCAUCUGUCAACGUACGCUCCAAAGCGAAAGCUAAAUUGUCUGCGAAGUCGCGGAAUCGUAACGUUCCAGGAUCCCACGGAUGCUCGCGUACGUCUUCUGCCAACAGAGUGAGCAAUCUUUCCAGCGCGAAGCGAGAGAUACAAGACUGGCUGCGCGAAUCAGCCUCGCCCUCGCCGAGCUUGACGGACGCAUCGAUCGAGCUGAUGCAACUCGAAAAGCUCGAGCCCUGCAAAACUCUGCAGCCGAUGAUCCGGCAUAGUGCGUCUUAUCUCAUGCCCUACAAUAGGCUCCAUGUCAGCGCGAGUUCCAGCCCUUUUGCCGUCCUGCCAUCAAAUCCGGAGGAUCUCAGCGAUAAUGGUUCGCCGCCUUCGCCUCUGAAGAGGACGCUCUCAAGUCACAUGCGAUCUACUGCAACGCGCUCUCGAACACAUUCUCACGCAGAUUCCACAAUAGAGGGGGAUGCCCAAGCUUCUGCGCUAGCAAUCGGUCUCGGCAUCUCUCAGAGUGCUCAUCUCGGCAGCUCUCGAGAUAAAUCGUCGGGCUUUGACGUGCCUACCCGCGGCCUGUCGAUGACGCGCGCGUCUCGACCAGCCCCUCUGACAGCUCUCACGCCCCGCCGCCGAGCAGGAAAUAUGACUUGGCCCUUCGACCCUCAUGCAAUGUUCCAGUCUUCGCCGAUUUCGCCAAAUGGGCAGCCCGUGCUGGCAUUGCAGUCCCCCACGCGUUCGCAGCAAUCAUUGAACACAGCAGCAGGCGAUCUCUAUUCGAGCACGCUUUCUCCCUACGCCACUACGUUCGGCAUACGAAGCAGGGGCGCAAACGCUAUGCUCUUUAGUCCCGCGCAAGUUGACUGCGAAGCGCGCCGAUCAAGCUAUGAUACAUGGAUGCUUCCUCUGCCUUCGGCUCGGGGAUUGCUGCAGACGCCAAGAUUGUCGGCUGCCUUUGAAUUUCCACAAUCCAGUCCCAUGGCGUUGCUCAGUCCUCGCAUGAACGCUUCUCUUGGGAGCAAUCGACGCAACGACUCAAUAGACUGGCUCAGAGCGCCUAUGACGGCGCGUGCACUGGCAUUGCUCGACUUUCCUGGCCUGUCUCACUGGCAGGGGGAGUUAUCGGCUCGCGAGUCAUUAAACACGUUGCAGCGCGUCGAAAGCAGUAGUCGAGUGUCUGAGCAUCAAUCCAGGCGAAUGGGACUUGUACGAGAUCGCGACGCUUACCGCCCUGUUAUCGCCCUUGCAUUUAGCUUACAAAAAAGAUCUCGCAUUUCCAUGAGUGCACAUGCUUGCGUAACAAUGAGUGUGUGA